AUGCACCACAGCGCCGCCGUAAGAGAGAUGGUCCCGCUCGUCUCAACUAUCGCGCGAGAAAACGGUGCAGCGCUUUUCAUUUUCUCCUCUCUAACGUGCAUGUUCUCCUGUGCCAAGCCAUCGGAAGAAGGUGAAUUCUUGGUCCUCUUCGAACGUGGCAAUCUAUCAGAGUGGGCCCGUCUUUUCCGAGGGACAUCGACUGUUAUCAGUACCGGCGGUGAGGACCUUCGUACGGGGAAGCUGGCACCAAUCUUUACGAUUGGAACUUAUCUAGUUGCUGCCCACCGCGAGCCACAGGCCCUUGAGCAAGGGAAACCGCAUGUUUGGGAGUUGCAGCAAAUGAUAUGGAGGGAGUGUGCAGCUGACCCAUCACUUCGGGCUAUCUACCAACAUGUUUUAGAUGAACUAGCCCGAAUAUUGGGUCUAGCUAUAAGGCCUGCAGUCAUGCGGAGACUCGAGACCGCAGAUGUAUUCAGGUGGCUGCUUGAUGUCUCUGAUGAAUAUUUAGAACUCCUGCGUCAGGAAGAGCCGAUUGCACUCAUCAUCUUUGCUCAUUGGUGCGCAUCUAUUCGUCAGAUCGAGUGGAUGUGGUGGAUGGAAGGUCUAAGCUCGCGCCUCAUGACACAGCUGUACUCUGUGUUGGAUCCGAAAUAUCGAGAUUGGCUUUCGUGGCCACAGGAGAUUAUUAAUGGGAGCCAUGAACAGUUCCAAGGUUAA
Messenger RNA from Penicillium expansum, 717 nucleotides. RefSeq lists its product as uncharacterized. The record is from RefSeq and is a predicted model, not a curated record. Gene Ontology annotation, biological process: regulation of transcription by RNA polymerase II. NCBI's taxonomy places the organism in Eukaryota, Fungi, Ascomycota, Eurotiomycetes, Eurotiales, Aspergillaceae. The transcript has a single exon. Bases 1 to 717 code for a protein of 238 amino acids. Gene Ontology annotation, molecular function: DNA-binding transcription activator activity, RNA polymerase II-specific.